Diutina rugosa is the source of this 1575-nucleotide messenger RNA. It is a transcript of the gene ORC4, whose product is annotated as origin recognition complex subunit 4. The transcript has a single exon. NCBI's taxonomy places the organism in Eukaryota, Fungi, Ascomycota, Pichiomycetes, Serinales, Debaryomycetaceae. Gene Ontology annotation, molecular function: ATP hydrolysis activity; DNA replication origin binding. Gene Ontology annotation, cellular component: nucleus; nuclear origin of replication recognition complex. Gene Ontology annotation, biological process: DNA replication; DNA replication initiation. The record is from RefSeq and is a predicted model, not a curated record. The coding region runs from base 1 to 1575 and encodes 524 amino acids.
AUGGACCGCCAUGGGUUCACGCGGGAGCUAAGCGGUACCCCCGAACCUAACAACCACCAAGACCAAUUGAAUAAGCUCGAUGAAAAUACCUCGCAAAACGCGUUCCUCGACCAGUUGCGCAGCGCCAGCAGCUCCCCUCCCAAACGAUCAUCGCCACCAACACCUUCAGACCCGCUGCCUCUGAAAAAGACCCGGGGCGAGCCCUUAGUCAGUGUCCACGAUGCCGACUUAGUCAGAGAACAAGUGACACGUCAGUUGAUGGGCGACUUCCACUGGCUCGAACAACUGCUGCUUGGACUGACCUAUAAACAGCUCCACACGAUGAUCACCAAUACCGUGCGCGACCAUGAGGGACACUCUGUUCUUCUAGUAGGUCCUCGUGGCUCGGGUAAGACGGCGAUGGUCAAUCGGGCAUUGGACCAAAUCAAUCGGGACUACCCCGACCAAUUUCUCCCAAUUUACUUGAACUGUUUUAUCCAUAAUGCCGACCACGUUGCCCUCCGAGAGAUUGCUCGAACGAUGGAUGCUGCUUGGCGACAAUCAGAUGAGAACGUUUCGAGUGAUGCUAAAGUGUUUGAAACGAGACUGAUCAACGAUACGUUUAACAAUGUGUUGCAAACGUUAGAGAGUGGUAAUAAAGACCGUCUCGCAGUGAUUUUCAUCAUCGACGAGUUCGAUAAACUUGCCCUUUCACUGUCACAACAAACACUCCUAUAUAAUUUGUUUGAAGUGGCGCAAACGCUGAAGAAUCCGAUGUGUAUUAUUGGUAUUACUCCGAGAAUCACGCUGAGAGAGUUAUUGGAGAAACGGGUACUCUCCCGUUUCAGUCAACGGGUAUUGGCAGUUAACCAUUCUCGUACUAAAGAACAGUUUUGGCAAGAUUUACGUCCCGGCUUACGUGUCCCCGAGAGUGUGGCGGCUCAAUUGGAUAACCCCAAAUACGCACAAAUAUGGAACCAGUGGGUCGAUAAAGCCUAUGAAGAGAAUACUACUCUAACGAGAAUCAUCUUUGACGUCUAUGCCACCACCAAGAGCUUCAAACAGGUCAACCAGCACUUGGUUACGGCGGUGACUCGCAUUACUCCCGAAGACCCAUUACCACGUGAUCUGGACUUGAUUCGUCUCGUGAUGAACCACCACCCGUAUAAUACCAUCAGCCAGCAGAUUGCUAGCUUACUGCCGCUAGAGCUCCACCUUGUGAUUGCCGCCUGUCGUGACGCUGAAAAGCGAAACCUGGAAGGCGUGGUCAACUUUAAUUCGGCGUAUAAAGAGUAUAAAUUGAUGAUUGACGACCAUAACACUCAGGCAGCCGUUGGUGGUACCAAUCUGCGAUUGGAGCUGAUGAUUCUGGCUCAGUUCCAGGUGGCGCAGCGUGUGUGGCUGAUCGAAGUGUGUCGCAAUUGCUGGCGCAAUUUGUUUAAGAUGAAGGUAUUGGUGGAAGUAUCCGGUACGGGGAUUGAAAGUAACGCUAAGAUUAUCCCCGACCUGAUGAUGGUCCAGUUGGACGUGACGUUGAUGGAGGUAAGACACUUGACGGUGGAAGGGUCCAUCGAGAGAAGGCUCACGGUGCUUUAG